AUGAGCGGAACCGCUGGCAUGGCUGCGAGCGGCGCUGCACCAUCCCGGCAGGCCCUUGAGGGCGACGUCGAGGAGGAGGGCAGCUCCUACGAGACAACGUCGGAGGAGGGCGAGCCUCCUCCGGCGGCCCCUGCGGGUGCCUUCCCGACACCUCGCUUUCGAGAUGCGGCCGUUGGUUCGGACGAGCCGUAUCGGGAACCGAGGUCCCACCAGCCGGCCAUGCUGGACGUGGCUUGCCAGACGGUGAUUUCCUUCUUCGAGACCCGUACCAUCUCGGUGGGAGAUGACGCGCCUCUUCCUUCGGAGGUCUUAGGCUCCGUCCGCCGGGCGGCUGCAGGAUCUGGCGUGAUGGGCUCGGAGAUCCCCUCACCCGGGCCAGGGGCUCAGCGGGCUCUGCCCGAUGCCACAGAGGCUCAGAGGGCAGUUGUGACUCCUGUCCACGAGCCGAAAAAGCGGAGGAAGAAAGUCCGUGAGCCAGCGCACACGGAGGUGACGAAAGCUGAGCCAGCCGGCCCUGGGGGCAACCACGGAGGAGCUCGGAUGACGGCAACGCGGGCCUCGGGGGACGACGACAAGGAAGCCCACACAGGAGCACUUCCGGUUCUGCCCCCCAUGCUGAUCCCGCGGGCCACUGUGGAAGAGCGGGAUGCCCCAGGGGCUGGCCCUGCGGAAGCUCGCUUGCGGCCGGCGGAGAGUGCCGAGUUGCCAAGCGAAGGGGCUCGGCCGCCGUCCGCUGGCAUGUCCGCAGUGGCAGAAGAUGCCGCAGGAGAUCGGGGGCCCUCUCCUGAGCCAGAGACUGCGGCAGACGAGCGGAGCGCUGCAGGAGCCUUGGCCGCGGGGCCUCGCGGCAGCCCACCGCGAGAAGCUUCUGAAGCUGAUCAUUCGGCUCCAGAUUCCGACAGCGCCCCCGAGCCGCUAGCUGCCGCGCCCUCGGGCGUUCCGUCGCCGGCGAAGGAGGGCAGCGUCCCGGGGAAGAGCGAGGCCCGCGAGCGCAGCCGCAGCUGCGAUGCACGCAGCCCCGCCGGGGAUGUGCGCAGCCCCAGUCCGCGCAGCCACAGCCGGCCGCGAGGGCGGGAUAGUCACGAGGUCCGGCGAUCACCAGCCGGGCAGCCGCCAGCAAGGCAUUCCCCAGCCCGUCGCUCUCCGCGAGCUUCGCCUAAGAGACCCUCGCCGCCCAGACGACGGUCGGCGCCCAAAAGGGAGCCUUGCAAAGAGGAGCCGCGGCGCUCGGGGCGAGGCACCUCGCGGCGGCAUGCGCGCCGAGCGCGAAGCCCCCGGCGGCCGCGGCGCCCGGCUAGGGAAGCGAACAGGAGAAGUGACCGGGGCCGCAGCCGAAGCCGGCGGCCGGCAAAGCCCAAGCGCUCACCGAAGGGGCUGCGGCUGCGCUCAGCUCAUCCGCAUCGGAGCCCGCACGCGAACCGCGACCGGAAGCGGAGCCGAGAGAGACAAGGAGAUCCUCCGAAAAAGGCGCCCAAACUGGACAACGCGAUUUCGCCACAGGCACACCGCAGGCGCAGUCGAUCACGACGACCGCGGCCUGCUCAAGGGCCCCGGUCGCGAAGCCAACCGAGGCGACAAAGAUCGCCGCCCCAGCCCUCGAAGCGGAAUGCCUCACCGCCGCGAUCGGCAAAGUCCCCACCGCGGCCGGCGCGGUCGCCGGUAAAGAGCCGGGGCCCCUCCCCCACGAAACCUCAGCGAUCGGAAGGCGAGCCCAGGACGGGCGCCCCGGCCAGCCCGCAAAAGGCGCUGCCCACCCCCACGCCGGCACAUCCGACCCAGCCUGCUUCGCAGAUAGCCCUGCAGAAAGAGGAAUCGCAGCCGCCUCCAUCGAAGGGACCCGCUGCAAAGGACGACUUUGCAACAGUUCCCAAGGAGACGGUGGCAAAGGCGGCAGGGGCCGAAGAAGACGAGUACGAGUAUGAGUCGACGUCCAGCAGCUCCCUUGCCAGGCGGUCCAAGCAGAAGAAGGAGGAUCGCCGACCACACGGACCCAGGGCCGACGAAAGCUGGCCAUACCUUCAAACGGCUGCUGCAGUCGCACCUUUGGUGGCCGCGGCGAUGACUUCUUCCAUGGCCCCAUCGCCGGCGUUUCCUCCUGGCAACUUCAACCCCCUCGGCUACAACGGCGCCUACGCCGCGAACUGGGGCUCUUGGAAUCAAAUGUAUCCUUCUAUGUCUGGCACGCCGCACCAUGGCGGCUACAAAAGUGGACAGCGUGAUCAGCCGCAGCGGGCAACCAUCGUGAAUCGCUACCGAAGGGACAAGCAACCUGCCGAUUCCCAGAAGCAAAGCGAGGUCACUGGAGCGUCGAGGGUCGGUGGCAAUUCUGCAGCCGGAGGCCCGCCGGAGCCCCAAGGCCCCGGCGAGGCGCCGAAAGCCGAGCCCGGGGCGAAGGAGGCUACGAAGCCCGGCCCGAUGGUUGAGGAUGCGAAGGAUGCCCCCUUGCAUCCCAAACACCCGGUGCCUAGUGCUACCGUGGAGAGGGCUGACUGA
This is a messenger RNA of Symbiodinium sp. CCMP2592, 2493 nucleotides long. Lineage: Eukaryota; Dinophyceae; Suessiales; Symbiodiniaceae. The record is from the annotation of a GenBank genome assembly.